GUUAUGGUAAAGGUGCAGCUCUCCUUUCUUGUAAAGAUCAGUUUUUCUCUUUAGAGAUUUCCCUACACCUAGACAAAGACCACCAAACAAAAAGUGAAAUUACCUAAUCAGAUGACCGAUGGCUCCAGUCAUAGAAGCAGGCUUUAAAUAUUCGGCUGCUGGAAGCACAGGACUCUCCCAGCAGCCCCUGGUUCUAGUUUCCUUUAUGGUCCUUAUGGUCCUCAUUGUUAUGCUGUUCUACUGCUCAUCCUCUGACUGGCAAUCCUUUCAAUUUUGUGAUCAUGAAGAUGUGGAAAGAGGGGUUCCUAAACUCAUUCAAGUUACUAAACUGGAAAACCUUGAUUUUGUGGGAGUCAGAUUUAAUCCAGAGGGGGAUGAAAUCCUUAAGGUUGAGAAAGGCAAACCUAAUUUGGAAAAAACUACCCAGGUAUCAACUCUCAGCUCAAGGGUGGAAGAAGAAAGGAAUCCUAAUGGGGUAACAAGUUCUGUAGACACUGAUGAAGCAAUACCAGGAGUAUCACACCCCCAAAAAUGUAAUUCUUCUGUGAAGACAGGUGACAUGCAGUUUCUCAAGGGGCUUCACAUUGAACCUCUAAAAAAUCCACCAGAAAACUUCAAGUCACCAGAGAAACUACAGAGAAAUUCAUCGGUUAAGAAGAACCUUUCAAAGACUCUGCAUGAGCCAAGCUUCCUUCCUAGCUUGUUGGCCACUCAGCCUGGGGACCGAGAUACAGGCCCUACCUCUGAAAAUAAGCGUAAGAACUCAGACAUUCUAGCACAUACCUUAGACCCAGCCUUGGAGGACAUCACGUUUCAACAGAUAGUGGAACACACAUAUGAAACGGCAAAUUACGUAAAAGAAGCCAAUAGCCAAACCCUCCACUCUUCAUUGACACUCUCUUACAGACAUUCAGAUGCCAGUCUUCAGCCUGACAGUUCUUAUUCGUGGCUGAAUGACGAACCAGAAGAUCCCACUUACCAAACUGUGAAGGAAUUCCUAGAAACUGAAUGUUCUUCCCCUACACUUCUGGAGACACUCCAGCCAGAACCAGACAGCACUGGCGCAAACCAGCAUAAACUGGUCUUAACAGAUGACAUUGUACUUGAAGAGGUCUUUGAGGAAAGAGAGGUUCUGGCCAAGUUGAAUGUUGUCUAUGCCAAAGUGAGCAGAAAGAGCAAGGCCUUAUCCACAGCAGAGGAGGUCCAUUCAGAAUCAUUUAAUCAGAAACCACAUGAUGAUGAUCCUCCUCCUCCUCCAUUGCCGGAGAAACGCUUUGGUAUCGAUCAAUCAUCUGAAUCUAAGGGAGGAAUUAACCCUCUCCCUGCUAACACAUCCUCCCCCAUGUCUUUAAUGGCCAUCUCCCUCCAUCUUUAAAAGACCACCCACCCUCAAGUCUCAUCUCUUUGAUUUUCGCCCUCUUCCACGGGCAGGCUUGAGGGUGGGUUGGUCCCUCUGGUGCUACCAGGGAGGGACCGCUAUCCAGCGACAAGGGACCCCACCGGGAUGACAGGGGUGACUGAAGCGACGGCCGGGGAACAGGAGGAUG
Molecule: messenger RNA, 1547 nt
Organism: Polyodon spathula (Mississippi paddlefish)
Lineage: Eukaryota; Metazoa; Chordata; Actinopteri; Acipenseriformes; Polyodontidae
Exons: 7
Coding region: 119-1375 (418 amino acids)
Source: RefSeq, a predicted model, not a curated record